AACGUAAGCCGACAGGAUACUAGGAUUGUACAUUUGAAAUUUUGAACCAAGUACUGAUCUGUCUGAUCUAUACGAUUAUAACAUUUUUUUUUUCACGUCGUAAAUAUAUAAACUGCGUAAUGUCUAUCGGUGUUCCUAUUAAAGUGUUGCACGAAGCUGAGGGACAUAUUGUCACAUGCGAAACAAUUGAUGGAGAAGUCUAUCGUGGUAAGCUUAUUGAGGCUGAAGACAACAUGAACUGUCAGGUAUCACAUGUGACAGUUACCUAUAGAGAUGGACGUGUUGCCCAGAUGGAGAAUGUCUAUGUAAGAGGAUCAAAAGUUCGUUUCAUUAUACUACCUGACAUGCUGCGGAAUGCUCCUAUGUUUAAAAGUAAAAUGACUAUGGGUGGAGCGGCAGGACGUGGAAAGAGUGGAAUGAUACGGUCAUCGGUUGGACGAGGUCGGGGUCGAGGUGGACCUCCGAUGGGUCGUGGAGGACCUCCUAUGGGACGCGGUGGACCUCCAGCAGCUGGAUCAUGGAAUCAAAGACGUUAAUAUUAUUAAAUGAUAUCAUUGUAAACACAACACUUACUUUUCUUUUAAGGGUUUUUAAAGGUCUUUAAGGAUCAUUUAAAUUCAAAUAUAUUUUAAAAAAUGAAUGUAUUCAAAUUAUUUUGAAAUAAAUUCUUUACUCCAAA
Aphis gossypii (cotton aphid) is the source of this 679-nucleotide messenger RNA. It is a transcript of the gene SmD3, whose product is annotated as small nuclear ribonucleoprotein Sm D3. Lineage: Eukaryota; Metazoa; Arthropoda; Insecta; Hemiptera; Aphididae. The record is from RefSeq and is a predicted model, not a curated record. Gene Ontology annotation, cellular component: pICln-Sm protein complex; U5 snRNP; commitment complex. The transcript is spliced from 3 exons. Gene Ontology annotation, molecular function: RNA binding. Gene Ontology annotation, biological process: RNA processing; spliceosomal snRNP assembly. The coding region runs from base 120 to 536 and encodes 138 amino acids.